AAUAGCAACAGACGCCUCGUUUCGUUCAGUUCCCCCGUAAACAUGGCUGCUAAAAUAGCAGCUUUAUACCCAAAUCCUAGUUGGAAAAUGAUGAGACCAACAUCUACCCCUUGUUCAUUUGAAUUAUGUCAUAGAGAGAAUGAAAGCAGAAAUUCUACCCAAAUUAAGAGACCUGCUUCGACUAAGAUUGGAGAUUUUCUCGUUUCCGGCUCAAUACGGGAUCAAAUUCAAAACUACUAUAGUAAAGCAUCUGAAGAGGAUAAGACUAAAUGCUUAGAUCUCUUGAAAGCCUUAGAUAUUAGGGAACAAAACCGAAGUUCUUCCGUAAACUGCAGACCUUUAUCACCACAAUCUAAAAGACCAAGAACCGCAAUGGCUUAUUCAGCAAAACGAGGAGAAGUACCGGUGAGGGAGGAGCUAUAUGGUCCCUACGUAACUUCUUACAAAAGGCAAUUUAGGCCUAAAUCAUGUGUAGAAACAACAGCCGAAAGACCUCCCUCAACUCACGGGACUUAUACGUUACCAUCUCAAUUUAAAGGAGCUACUGGUAUGACUCAUUACGAAGAUGAGUAUUGGCAUAAGGAGAAUGGGAGGCAAGAACCAAUUAGAUCGGGUUCAUCGACCGGCAAUAGAAAUAACAAUCCUCAUCCUGGAGAGACUUUUAUGAUGUGGAAAUUCCCUAGAAGAAUGCAAUUCGAAGCUCAAACUGGUUCAUAUCCCGCUGAUUUAACUAACGAAAAGUUUGACGAAGUGAUGAGGGGAAAACUAAAAUCAACUUAUCAGCAGGACUUUUUGGGUUUACCGCAAGGUUACAGCAUUAAAAGCGCUUUUACGGAACCAGAUCAUGAUCCUAGAUCUAAAGCAAAAUAUACCCUGGACUCGACAAGCAGAGAAACGUAUCAGGGUGGCCGUGUAGUUGAACCGGAAUUGGCAACGUCGAACACUAGAUAUGCCUGCAAUAAAAAUAAGCAAAAAACGUCAGCUGGCUAUGAAAUGAAAGAAAACGUUUACGUACAACCGCAAACUAUUUCUGCUCUUGCUAAUAAUUUGCAAAGCAGCGCUGAAGCGCUAGGUCAGGAUACCGACACGCUACGAGCUAUGUUGGCAACUGUAAGGCAACCACGACCUCCGUCUAGCUAUCCUGGAUCUCGGGUUUCCACUAGGGCAUCUUCGUCUGUCUGCUCGAAAAAAGGGUCUUCAAGGCGCUUCGUUCCACCCACAACUUGCGUUUCCAGCCCUUGUCCAAGUGGAUGCUCUAAUGGCUUAAAAGCUGUGGGAGAGUGA
This is a messenger RNA of Dimorphilus gyrociliatus, 1284 nucleotides long. The record is from the annotation of a GenBank genome assembly. NCBI's taxonomy places the organism in Eukaryota, Metazoa, Annelida, Polychaeta, Dinophilidae.